This is a messenger RNA of Megachile rotundata (alfalfa leafcutting bee), 2952 nucleotides long. RefSeq names its product DNA ligase 1 (gene DNAlig1). The record is from RefSeq and is a predicted model, not a curated record. Gene Ontology annotation, biological process: DNA repair; DNA biosynthetic process; Okazaki fragment processing involved in mitotic DNA replication. Gene Ontology annotation, molecular function: ATP binding; DNA ligase (ATP) activity; DNA binding. Lineage: Eukaryota; Metazoa; Arthropoda; Insecta; Hymenoptera; Megachilidae. Gene Ontology annotation, cellular component: nucleus; mitochondrion.
UGUGAUAUCAGAUAAUGUUAAUGUUCAGAUUCACACGCAUUGUGAGUUGUUGCGCAAGCUUGUGUCUUCGUAGAAAUUAUUCUCAGCAUUUAAUAUUUGUGAAUAAAGUAUAUGAAUCAUAUAAUAUUUUGUUACCAUGUAUAAAUAAUUCUGUACAUUGGAUACAUGUUGAUAGCACGCUUAAUAAUGAGGAUAAAAAUGGUAGAAACAAUGCUAAUCGAAAGCGAGACGAUAGCAGCGAGAGUAAAAGUACGUCAAAUCAUCCAUUCACAGAGAAAACAGAAAGUAAUAUCACAAAAAAGUCAUCUCCAUCAUCAGAAAAAGUAUCUCUUAAAACAGGAUCAACACCAAAGAUAAAAUUGUCUGGAGGGUUCAAGUUUGAUGGUAGUAAUACCUCUAAAAGGAAGAGAAGUACUGAUAAUGCAAAAGAGAAUGUUACGAAAAAACCUGCAAAGAGAAAGUCAAAAGAUAAGUCAGUGGAAAAUAAAAAAGAAAAUGCGAAGAGUUUAAAAAGAAAGAGUGAUUCAAUUUCUUCUAAAUCAGAAUCAUCAAAAUCUUCAUCUGAUGAAGCAGAUGAAUCAAAGGAAAUACGUAUAAAAACCAGUUCCAAUAAAACUAAAAAGAGAUUACGGAUAAUAGCACCUGUUGAUUCCAGUGAUGAAGAAGAGAAACUGACAUUGCCAGAAAGUCCACAAAAACCAGAUAGUAACAAAGAAGAAAAAUCGUCAGAUAAUGAAAAACGAAAAUCAUCAGAUAAUGAAAAACAAAAAUCGUCAGAUACCGAAAAAGAAAAGUCUGAUGAGGAAACUGAGGUUAAUGAACAAAGUACUGAAGAAAAGAAAAAUGGUGAAGAAGAAAAUGAUACAAAAGCACCUGCAAAGAAGAUACAUAGCUUUUUCACUGUAAAACAAAAAGAAAGUACAAAGAACAAUGUUGGAGAUAAGGCAAAAUCUGCUAAUCAAUCUUAUAAUCCUAGUAUCUCGAAUUAUCACCCAAUUAAUGAUGCAUGCUGGAAGAAAGAUGAGAAAGUACCAUAUAUCGCAUUAACGCGCACAUUGGAAUUAAUCGAGGAAACAAGUGCACGUUUGAAGAUAAUCGAAAUUUUAUCCAACUAUUUCCGUUCUGUCAUAGUUUUAAGGCCAGAUGAUUUACUUCCAAGCGUAUACUUAUGUCUCAAUCAGUUAGGCCCCGCAUAUGAAGGAAUUGAGUUGGGAGUGGCAGAUACAACACUUAUGAAAGCUAUAGCACAAUGUACAGGUAGAACUUUAGCUCAAAUAAAAGCAGACGUUCAAGAAGUUGGGGAUUUGGGUAUUGUUGCGGAAGGAAGUCGUUCCAAUCAGAGAACAAUGUUUCAACCCGCUCCAUUAACAGUACCUAAUGUGUACUCCAGACUGAGGGAGAUAGCACAAAUGACCGGUUCUGCAUCCAUGAGCAAGAAACUAGACAAAAUUCAGGCACUCUUCGUUGCAUGUCGCUUAACCGAAGCCAGAUAUCUUAUUAGAUCUUUGGCGGGUAAACUUCGGAUUGGUUUAGCGGAACAAUCUGUUUUACAGGCAUUAGCGUUAGCGUGUGCAAUGACUCCACCAGAGCAAGAUCCACAAAUUUUAGACGCAAGUAAAAAAAUGUCAAGCGAUUCCUUUAAACAGAAAUAUGAGAAAAUUGCACUUAUUCUCAAAACAACAUAUUGUGAAUGUCCAAAUUACGAUAAGAUAAUUCCUGUUUUACUGAAAGAAGGGGUAGAAGCGUUACCGAGCAAAUGUAAGAUAACGCCUGGUAUUCCUAUGAAACCUAUGUUGGCACAUCCUACUAAAGGCGUACAGGAGGUACUAACACGGUUCGAAGGAUUGAAAUUCACUUGUGAAUGGAAAUAUGAUGGAGAAAGAGCCCAGAUUCAUUUUGCUGAAAAUGGUGACAUUAGCAUCUAUAGUAGAAAUCAAGAAAAUAAUACCAGCAAAUAUCCCGACAUUAUAGGACGAUUUAAAAAUACGAAAGGAGAAAGUGUUAAAAGUUGUAUUCUGGACUGCGAAGCGGUAGCGUGGGACAACGAGAACAAACACAUUCUUCCAUUCCAAGUACUUAGUACAAGAAAACGCAAGGAUGCAAAUGAAGCAGAUAUUAAAGUUCAAGUAUGUGUGUUCAUGUUCGAUUUGCUAUAUUUAAAUGGUGAACCAUUAGUACAACAGCCUUUUGUAAAACGUCGAGAAUUACUAAAAGAAAACUUCAAAGAUGUAGAAGGUGAAUGGAAAUUUGCAAACAGUUUAGACACUUCAAGUAUGGAGCAGGUGCAAGACUUUUUAGACGAAUCGGUCAAAGGUAAUUGCGAGGGUCUAAUGGUGAAGACAUUGGAACAAGAUGCAACAUACGAAAUUGCGAAACGUUCUCGAAAUUGGUUAAAACUGAAGAAAGAUUAUUUAGAUGGUGUAGGUGAUACAUUGGAUGUGGUCGUUAUUGGUGGUUAUAUAGGAAAAGGUAAACGAACGGGAACGUACGGAGGAUUCCUUUUGGCUUGUUAUGAUCAAGAGAAUGAAGAAUAUCAAAGUAUCUGUAAGAUUGGUACCGGUUUCACCGAAGAGGAUCUUCAGAAACAUUCAGAAUUUCUUAAGGAACAUAUUAUACCGACAAAUAAGUCAUACUACCGUUAUGAUUCAUCUCUCCAACCUGAUCAUUGGUUUGAACCCGUCCAAGUAUGGGAGAUCAAAUGUGCAGAUCUGUCUCUGUCACCUGUUCAUAAAGCUGCUGUCGGAAUCGUUGAUCCAGAAAAGGGCAUAUCCUUACGAUUUCCACGAUUUAUUCGUAUUCGCGACGAUAAAAACAGCGAGGACGCCACUUCCGCUCAACAAGUUGCAACCAUGUACAAUAGUCAGGAACAGAUAAAGAACCAAGUUACUUCAUCGAAGUUAACAGAGGAAGAUUUUUAUUAGAUUUACAAUAAAGUACACAACUUAAUACAGA